This is a messenger RNA of Haemonchus placei, 2742 nucleotides long. The record is from the annotation of a GenBank genome assembly. Lineage: Eukaryota; Metazoa; Nematoda; Chromadorea; Rhabditida; Trichostrongylidae.
AUGAUUCAUCACGGUCAUUUCGCAAGUGAGGUAAUCAAGAAACGCCUCGAAGAGCUUCACGCUUUGUGGGACAAACUCUUCUUCAAACUGAAAGAUAAAGGCCUUAAGCUUCAACAGGCACUGAAGCUACUACAAUUCAUUCGACAAUGUGACGAACUGCUUUACUGGAUUAGGGAUAAGGAGGCAUACGUGACUGCCGAAGACAUGGGCAUGGAUUUGGAGCACGUUGAAGUACUUCAGCGAAAAUUCGAAGAUUUUUUGAAAGAGCUAGGGAAUCAUCAUUAUCGUAUCAGCGAGAUCAACCAAGCUGCUGACAAGCUUGUAGAAGAUGGUCACGCUGAGCAUGACCAGAUUUAUAAGAAACGAGACGAGGUGAAUGAGGCUUGGCAUCGUUUGAAUACACUUGCAGCCAACAGGAAGGAAUGUCUCUUUGGGGCUCAUCAAGUGCAACGCUUCAAUCGUGACGCCGAUGAAACCCUAGCUUGGAUCGCAGAGAAGGACGCCACUUUGUCGAGCGAUGAUUACGGCCGUGACCUUAACAACGUUCAAGCCCUGCAACGCAAGCAUGAGGGCACAGAAAGAGAUCUGGCUGCUCUCGAAGGAAAGAUGCAUCAAUUGGAAAAGGAGUCUGCCAGACUUUCAGAAACGCAUCCGGAUCGCGCUGAUGCAAUCGACGCAAAGAUGCGUGAGGCCACCGGGCAGUGGAACGCUCUCAAAAAAAAGGCUCAGUCCCGUAAGGAAGGCCUUGAUCGCAGUUUACAAUUGCAUCGCUUUCUUGCUGAUUACAGAGAUUUAUGCUCAUGGAUCAAUGACAUGAAGGCUGUUAUCUCGGCCGAUGAGUUGGCUAAGGAUGUUGCAGGUGCCGAAGCACUGUUGGAGAGCCACCAAGAGCACAAAGGAGAAAUUGAUGCUCGAGAAGAUAGCUUCAACCAGACAGCUUUUUCCGGUCAAAGUCUUCUUGAUAUGAGGAUUCCAGAAAGCGAAGAGGUACGUCUAAAGCUGGAACAUCUUGCUCAUGAGAAAGCUGCUCUGUUGGCCCUUUGGGAAGAACGUCGAAUUUUGUACGAACAGUGCAUGGAUCUUCAACUAUUCUAUCGCGACACUGAACAGGCUGAGACAUGGAUGAAUAAACAGGAGGCUUUUCUCGCUAAUCAGGACCUUGGUGACUCUCUUGAUGCUGUUGAGUCACUCAUCAAGAAGCACCAAGAUUUUGAAAAGUCCCUUGCUGCCCAGGAAGAGAAAAUUAAUGCACUCGAUGAGUUUGCCACGAAACUUAUCCAAGGUCAGCACUACGCCGCAGACGACGUUUCAAGAAGGCGUCAAGCCCUUCUUGACAGACGACGUCGUCUUUUGGACCAUGCUGCUGAUCGCGCUCGUCAGCUGCAUGAGAACUACAAAAAGCAGACUUUCAACCGGGACUGUGACGAAAUGGAGAGCUGGAUCAAAGAGAAGCUGAAGACUGCUAAGGAUGAGUCCUAUCUCGAUCCAACGAACAUUCGCGGUAAACUUCAGAAGCACACUAAUUUCGAACAAGAGCUCAAGGCCAAUCGAAAUCGUUUGGAUGAGAUCAACGACACAGGCGCUCAGAUAAUUGAGAGUGAUCACCCUGAAGCUGGCGAUGUUCACCGUCGUCUGCAAGAUGUAGAUAAGCUGUGGAAUGAACUUGUGGAUGCCACCAACAAGAAAGGGGCAAAACUUCGCGAAGCCGGCGACGAGCAACAGUUCAAUCGCAAUAUUGAAGACGUAGAGUUAUGGCUUAGCGAGCUUGAAGGACAGAUUGCGUCUGAGGACUUUGGGAAAGAUCUUGUAUCGGUGCAGAAUCUUCAAAAGAAGAUUGCACUCCUCGAGAGCGAUUAUCUGGCACAUCAAGAUCGUGUGGAUGGGAUCAGGCUUUUGGCCAAGAAAUUUGCUGACGAUGAACAUUUUAACGCUCCGGUAAUAAUUCGGAAACAGGAAGCUUUGCAGACACGUUUCCAGAACCUCCAUGAACCCCUUGAAAAGAGGAAAAACAAGCUAGCUGAAUCUCUUCAAGGUAAUCAGCUGUUCCGAGACAUUGAAGAUGAACUAGCAUGGAUCCGAGAGAAAGAGCAGGUAGCUGGCUCUACCAACCGUGGUCGUGACUUGAUUGGAGUCCAGAACCUUAUCAAGAAACAACAGGCGCUCAUAGCUGAGAUUGCCAAUCAUGAGGGUCAAAUUGAUGGUGUCUGCAAGACAGCUGAAGACAUGAUACAACAAGGGCAUUUUCUUGCUCCAGAGAUUCGUGAUAAGCUUGCACAACUCCGCGAUAACUGGAGAAUUUUGAAAUCGAAGGCCGAGAAGCGACGUCUCGAGCUUGAUGACUCUCUACAGGCACACCAAUACCUAGCUGAUGCUAACGAAGCCGAGUCAUGGAUGACUGAAAAGGAACCAGUUGUCGGUUCCACUGACUAUGGAAAAGACGAGGACUCAGCUGAGGCACUCCUUAAAAAACAUCGAGCCUUGAUGUCGGACCUGGAUGCUUUCAGAGGAACCAUUGAUGACCUUAGGAAACAGGCAGCACAGUGCAAAUAUCAAGAACAACCAGUGGGACAACUUGGUCGCGAUUGUGUUCUUGCGCUCUAUGACUACCUGGAAAAAUCCCCCCGUGAGGUGUCCAUGAAGAAAGGCGAUGUUCUCACUCUUUUGAAUGCCUCGAACAAAGAUUGGUGGAAGGUGGGUAACGAUAUAUGUACUGGUUUCUUACGUACAUACAUACAUACAUAA